Molecule: messenger RNA, 1986 nt
Organism: Linum tenue
Lineage: Eukaryota; Viridiplantae; Streptophyta; Magnoliopsida; Malpighiales; Linaceae
Source: the annotation of a GenBank genome assembly
UCUCGCCUACCACCGAAUCCUUUCUCCGCCGCAGACGUUGUUAACUUGUUCUUAUUUUUUAUCCUUCAAUCCGUCUGUUUCUCUACGCCAUGGCGAUCGAGAAAUGCAUCUCGGAUUUGGAUCAGACUCUGCGUUCUGGGAAACGACAACGAAUCAGUUCAGAGUUAGCAAACCUUCCUCCUCCCAUCAGCAAAGUCACAUCCGAUCUUCUCCAAGAGAUUCUGAUACGCCUCCCCAACCCUAGAGUCGCCUGCCUGUGUAAACUGGUCUGCAAGCCGUGGUGCUCCCUGAUCUCCAGUCCUGGCUUCAACCGCCUUUUCGUUUCUCACCACCAGACCAUGAGCCUGAACCACGCACCUAUACCGGAUGAUCCAUACGAGCUUCUAUCGAUGAUCCGCAGCUUUCUCCCUCCCAUGCCCAGUAGAGUUCAAUCCAGGCUUCGAGUUUUGGAUUGCAACAAGGACUUGGUUUUAUGUGGGUUCCUGGAUCUAGCUCGUCUGAGUGAGGAGAGUAGCAGGGCAUACUUGGUCUGCAAUCCGUUUUCGAAGCAGUGGGUCGCUCUUCCUUUAGCGCCUAGGAAGUAUGCGUAUUAUGACUCGCCGGCUGCAAGAUGCCUUGCAUGUAAUUGCACUCGAAAAUCGAACUCUACCUGUUCGUGCAAGCGUCUGGAGACUGGAAGAAGACCGUAAAUCCUGGAGGAAAGAAUGUGAGGGGUUGGUGAACAGGACAUCAUUGCGUCGUAGAUAUGACGUUGAGCGCUGUUGUGAACCUUUUCUGCAUCCAGAUAAGCCAGAACUUGUAUUCUUCAGUCGGGUUGCUGAUAAGUCUAGGAAUGCUUUGAUGUGCUGCGAUUUGGGAUGGGAAGAGCCCACGUUAUUUGCUAAACUAGAACGGCAGUCUGAUGCCCAUCAUCUUCAGGUGUUCCUGCCUAGGUUUUCUUGUUGGGCUACUCCAAUUCCAAGUUACAAGCAGUUGCAAGGCAUGUGCGGUGGAAGUAGCUUUUGUCAUGAGAGCAGCAAUGAUGCAGAAUGUCCAUCCCUCCACUUCCUCAAUAAUUGUGUGGAUCGUGUUGUGAAAUCAACCAUGUACAAGGAUUAUAUACAUCAUGUCAUUUCAAAAGCAACUGUGUCAUUACUGAUUCAAAUGAUUAGCCAAAAGCAGAGGGAAACAAAAAAGAUUGCUUCUGAAGGAAGGCUGGUUCCUGGUUCUCCAAAUUUUGACAAUGAAUAUGAUGUUCUGCAAGCUUCUGUGAAUGUUCUUACAAGUGAUAGAUUAGCUAUUGAUGGGCAGAACGUAGAGCUGAUGCAGGCUGUCGUGCAUGAAAUGGCGGCAGAGAUUCCUCCUACUCCCCAAGGCCCUAUGAAAAGUAUCUUCUGGCGGGAGCCUUAUGGUGGUGGGGGACUGAAUCUUGUUCUGCCAGUAAUCAGACGAAUUAUACCUUCUCUUAAAUGCGAAGGCUGGUGUAUAAACCAACAGAGAUGAAAGGAAAACCAGCGGCCGCUGAUUCAGAAGAGAAAGCUGACCCAGCUUGCCAAUGGCUAAAAUGCCAAUGUAUCUGGGAAUUAGGCAAGCUUAGGCUUCAAGAAAGGCCAAUUGCUACCGAUCCAACUAAGAACUUGGCACUUCCAUUUCUAACUCAUUUCCAUGAUACGAUAGGAUCAGUUACUUGCAACAGAAGGCAGGUUAGGUUGUGCUAGAAAUGGCUUGAAAGUGAGGAUCAACCCGAUGCCUUGGACCAAGUUCAAGACGAAGAACACCAUUUGAUCCCCUGCAGUGAAGAAUGAAGAUUACAGCUUGUCAAAUAGGAGGAUCGCAAACAUAACGGUCUGAGAAGUUGAUUAUCGGUAUAUACCUGGAAGAAAGGCGGCAACUUGUCGCUUUUGUGCCCAGGAAAAGAGGGCACCUCCACCUGCAGGACCAAAUGCUUUGAAAACAGACAUUGCAGUGAGGGAAAUCCCGUUGGCAGCUGCCCUCUCACUCUGCGCC